UGUAUACCAACAGGGUAAAGUGCAUACUGGUUGACUGCUGAUGUAGAUGGGUUGCCAUGUUUGACAGCUAGUGAAAGGGAAUUCAUUUGUGUUUAUGGUGAAAAAAUUGUGCCAGGGUGAUGAAAGGAAUUUUGCGGUUUGAAUGAUUUGUACAAUUUAAUGGUGAUUUGACAUCUAUUGGUGUGAUUGAACUGGGAUAUUGAGAUGAACAUUUGCAGUAUGAUUUAGCAUACUUCAAAUUGAAGAUCCAACAUAUGUUAAUGUGAUUAAAUGUCUUGCAAUGACAAUCCAAUGUGAUUCAAAACAUCCAUCCAACAACAUUGAACACCAGUAAGUAUGACCGCACAUCUUCCUAUGUGAUUGGUUAACAUCAAAUGUGAUUGGUUAACAUCAAAUGUGAUUGAACACAAUGAAAUGAAAUUUUAAAACAUCUAAUGUGAUUGAACAAACAUCUACCAUUAUGAUUGAACACGAUCAAAUGCAGUUUUUAAAAAUCUUCCAAUGUGCUUAAAUAUCUUCCAAUAUGAUUAAACACUUUUCAACAUGAUUGAAAAUCUAUGAGCGAACACAAAAUGAUUGAUUUGUUCCACAAGUUACAAAAGUUUUAAACAUUUUGGAGAACGUUUGGAACCUACAUCUUGCAAGACAAAUGGAGAAUGCAGUGAUAGAAGACGACAUUCCUGAUGGAGACUCUGAUGAGGAGAGUGAUGACAUUGAUCCUAGAAUCCAGGCUGAGUUAAACCAGCUGAAUUUGGCGAGCUCAGAAAUCAACAGGCUCGAAAAUGAACUGGAUGAGGCGAGAACAAAGUACCGCACCAUCGUGUCUGGAGCCUCAUUGCAGAUGGACCCCAUUGCAAAAGAUCAGAAAAGAUGCAUCCAGAAAUCUCGAGAAUACUACAAGACUGUUGCUGAGGCUAAAGUGGCCCAGAGUGAGGCCCUGAAGGCGGCCAGGCAGUUCCAGACGGCUAUGGGAAUCUACAAGGCUGCUAAGGAGACGGUGGCACUGGCCGAGAGGCGGCUGUGCGAGGAGGAAUACCAGGGGACGACACAGCUCACGUCUGCCUGGCAGGAGACACUCAACCAUGCAGUGUCAAAGAUUAUGGAUGCAGAACGGGAAAAGACACGAAGUGAGCAGGAGCACAAACAGCGCUCCAAAAAGUUUGCCGAGCUUGAGAGCCGGUUACAGGUGCUAGAGAAAAAGUACUCGAGAUCCAUCAAGAAGGCGAGACCCUACUUUGAACUCAAGUCAGAACUGGAUGUCAAACUGAUGCAACAAAAGCAGAACGUCAUAGACCUGCAGGCAGCUAUCCGUUGUCAGAAGCAGAAAUACACCUCAUCUCUACGGAAAUUAGAGAGUAUCUCGGAGGAGAUCCACCAGCAUAGAAACCAACGUCUGUGGGCGAAAAUUCCCAGAAUGCCUGGUGUUGGAUCCGACGGCAGCAUAGAUUCCACGUUUGUUGAUUUGGAAUCAUUAAACUCGGGAUGCAGCGACACAGUCGAUGAUUUCGAAACGGAAUCUGACCUUAGUCGAACCAACAGCACCAGUGACUAUGUGAGUGAUAUAAUGGGCGAUCUUGAACUAAGUGCCGAGGCAGGACCAUCUAGCAAUGCUUCUGCCAGUGGACAUUUUGAAGACAUCUGCUUGAGUGACAGUGAAAAAAUGGGUAGUAAAACUUUGACAGAAUGUCGCAGGUCUGUGAAUUGUGAUGGAGGUGUAGAUGGAGGAUAUAAUGGUGAGAGAACAAUUUAUGAACGAGUACAGGAGGGUGAUCAGUAUCGAGAUAGGAAUAAGACACUGGUUGAAAGAACAUGGGAUGAGGUGGAUAUUAGUUAAUACAGAAAUUGGUCUUCUGAUCUUGAUGAGGAAACAGCAUCUAGCAUGAUGCUUCAACCUUUGUUAUCUUAUAUUGGAUGAAGGAUUUUUUGGACUCAGCAUCUAGAACAAUGCUUCAAUCAUUGUUAUCUUAUCUUAGAUGAAGGAUUUUGUGGAUUUAUCAUCUAGAACGAUGCUUCAACCUUUGUUAUCUGAUCUUGGAUGAAGGGUUUUGUGGACUCAGCAUCUAGAACAAUGUUUCUACCGUUGUUAUCUUAUCUUGGAUGAAGGAUUUUGUGGACUAAUCAUCUAGAACGAUGCUUCAACCUUUGUUAUCUUAUCUUGGAUAUAGGAUUUUGUGGACACAGCAUCUAGAAUAAUGUUUCAACAUUUGUUAUCUUAACUUGGAUAAAGGAUUGUGUUUGGACAACGAUUUAUAGUUGAGUGUGUUUCCAGCAAGUGUUGCCGGAACAUUUUACUGAUAUUGUGAUAAAACCGUGCACAUGGUUGUUUCAGGAACAUAGUAAUGAUUUUGUUGUAGAACAAAAAUAUGUGAUACUUGCUGAAACCUUUGAAAGUGUUGUUCAAAUGUAAUAAUGUGUUUUUGAUAAUGUAUUUGGGUAAGGAAUAUUGUUAUGUAAUUAGGGCAGAAUAAUGUUAAGAUAUGCAUUUGGCAAGAACAUUCAAGCUGUGACAGUGUGAUGAAUAUUUAAGCUGUGACAGUGACAUAAACAUUUAAGCUGUGACAGUGACAUGAACAUUUUAGCUGAUACAGUGUGAUGAAUAUUUAAGUUUUGACAGUGACAUGAACAUUUAAGCUGACAGUGACAGGAACAUUUAAGCUGAGACAGAGACAUGAACAUUUAAGCUGAGACAGUGACAUGAACAUUUAAGCUUUGACAGAGACAUGAACAUUUAAGCUGUGACAGAGACAUGAACAUUUAAGCUGAGACAGUGACAUGAACAUUUAAGCUGAGACAGAGACAUGAACAUUUAAGCUGAGACAGAGACAUGAACAUUUAAGCUGUGACAGAGACAUGAACAUUUAAGCUGCAACAGAUGCAUGAACAUUAAAGCUGUGACAGAGACAUGAACAUUUAAGCUGAGACAGAGACACGAACAUUUAAGCUGUGACAGGGACAGUAACAUUUAAGCUGUUACAGAGACAUGAACAUUUAAGCUGUGACAGAGACAUGAACAUUUAAGCUGUGACAGAGACAUGAACAUUUAAGCUGUGAUGGUAACAUAAAUAUUUAAGUUGUGACAGUGACAUGAACAUUUAAGCUGUGACAGUGAUAUAACAUUUAAGCUUUGAUGGUGGUAUGAACAUUUAAGCAUUUGCAACAAAAAUGUCUUAGAAUGAUAGUUAUAUUUGGUGCUUUUGGCAGGAACAAUAAACAGUGAUAGCCAUUAAAAUAUUUUGUCUGCGAUUUAAGCAGGUACAUUUAGCAUGGAUUCUGUCGUAUUGGAACAUUUACUGUAACUUACAGCAAGAACUGUUCAGUUUUUCUGAUUUUGUGUUAAACAAUAUAAGUGCAAUACUAGAAUACAAUUUUAUGUAAUAUUUUUUUGUCAUUAUUUUUACAUUUAUGAUUUUGCUGACAUGUCUGUGGACAUUACAUAAUAAAACAAGAUUCAGUGAAACAAAA
Messenger RNA from Dreissena polymorpha, 3462 nucleotides. Its product is annotated as SH3 domain-binding protein 5-like. Gene Ontology annotation, molecular function: protein kinase inhibitor activity. Gene Ontology annotation, biological process: intracellular signal transduction; negative regulation of protein tyrosine kinase activity. The coding region runs from base 650 to 1834 and encodes 394 amino acids. Gene Ontology annotation, cellular component: cytoplasm. The transcript has 8 exons. Lineage: Eukaryota; Metazoa; Mollusca; Bivalvia; Myida; Dreissenidae. The record is from RefSeq and is a predicted model, not a curated record.